AAAGCUUGUAAAUAUAUGUCCCUCCUGUUUUUCCGUAGCCUUUUGCCGUCAGCGUCUUCCUGGAAAAACACACGUGGAUUUCCACUGACUCGAGCCAAGCAAGAGAAGCGAGCCAGCCACAACAACAUCACCAUCAUCAUCAUCAUGGCAAGCCACGGGCUCGACUACGACGGCUGUAACUUCUUCAGGCAGCGCCUCGUUUUGUCUACACUGAGCGGGAAGAGGGUUAAAAUCAGGAAUAUAAGGUCCAAAGACGACAAUCCGGGGCUCCGUGAUUUUGAAGCCAGCUUCAUCAGACUUCUGGACAAAGUGACCAAUGGCUCCAGAAUAGAAAUAAACCAAACAGGUGCCGUGUUAUUCUACCAGCCCGGUUUACUUUACGGGGGCUCAAUAGAACAUGACUGUAAUCUUCAGCGCUCCAUCGGUUACUACCUGGAGGCCCUGCUCAUGUUGGCUCCCUUCAUGAAGAACCCACUGAAGGCAACCCUGCGUGGCAUCACCAACGGCCCCACCGACCCGACAGUUGAUCGACUUAAGUCUACGGUUCUUCCGUUGAUGAAGAAGUUUGGCAUUGAGGGCGAAGGCUUUGACCUUAAGGUGAUGAAAAGGGGAAUGGCACCCGGUGGAGGAGGUGAGGUUGUCUUCACAUGUCCCGUCCGCAAGACAAUCAGGCCGGUGCAGCUUACAGACUCUGGGAAGAUUAAGAGAAUCCGAGGAGUAGCAUAUUCGGUGAGAGUUUCCCCCCAAAUGGGCAACAGGAUUGUGGAGUCGGCGCGGGGAGUCCUCAACCAGUUCAUUCCAGACAUCUAUAUCCACACGGACCACAUGAAGGGAGCCAACUCUGGCAAGUCACCGGGUUUCGGCCUGACACUUGUGGCAGAGACGCUUGAAGGCUGUUUCCUCAGUGCCGAGAUGUCUUCUACGCCACAGGGGCAAGGAGACCCCGUUUUGCCCGAGGAUCUCGGUCGCAACUGCGCCAAGCUGCUGCUGGAGGAAGUUUAUCGGGGCGGCUGCGUUGAUUCGUCCAAUCAGAGCCUGGCGCUGCUCCUGAUGACCCUUGGCCAACAGGACGUGUCGAAGCUUUUGCUCGGACCCCUCUCGCCGUACACGAUUGAGUUUCUGAGACACAUCCGAGAUUUUUUCCAGAUCAUGUUUAAAAUUGAAGUCCGCAAACCUUUAGAGGAUGAACGCAAAGGCGGCGAUAAAGUCCUGAUGACGUGCGUCGGCGUCGGUUACAGCAACUUGAACAAAAGCCUUAAAUAAAACUUUUUCUACAUAAAUGUCUUGGUGUAGUCUUUAUUGAACCGUUUCCACAAACGGACAAGAAAGAAGAAGUGUUCAGUACCAGUUGUCAGUCACCGCAACGGGAAAUGCACUUAAGUUCUUGUGGUUUGUCGGGUUUAACAAAAUAGCUCAAAUUCCACAUUCCUUUCAGUUUGUGGUCUGUCGGACGAUUCCUUUUAUUGGAAAAAGUCCCUUAUCGCUUCCCAGCUGACUGCUAUUUGUCAUUGCAGGAAUUUUGAGGGCGUUAGUCUUGGCCGGACAGAUGUUUCAGGGUGUCACCGUAGCUGCCUGACACUUCACUCUGAUGGACAAAAGUAAGGAAAGUUGAAUAUUAGUCAUCUUUUUUUUUCUUUCUUUUUAAAAAUAUUUAUCAAGAUUUGGCUGUGGAAUGUCUCCGUAUAUAUUGACCUCCAGUUUCGAGUAGAGCGAAUAUCCAAACAGCUUCUUGAACUCCGCUCGAAUGUCCAACAAGUCUAUUUCGGAGCGGCUGACCAGUAUCCGGGUCAGUGUGGACUCUGUGGUCCCUAAACCCUAAAAA
This is a messenger RNA of Hippocampus zosterae (dwarf seahorse), 1822 nucleotides long. It is a transcript of the gene rcl1, whose product is annotated as RNA terminal phosphate cyclase-like 1. Gene Ontology annotation, cellular component: nucleolus. NCBI's taxonomy places the organism in Eukaryota, Metazoa, Chordata, Actinopteri, Syngnathiformes, Syngnathidae. The transcript is spliced from 9 exons. Gene Ontology annotation, molecular function: RNA endonuclease activity. Gene Ontology annotation, biological process: ribosome biogenesis; endonucleolytic cleavage of tricistronic rRNA transcript (SSU-rRNA, 5.8S rRNA, LSU-rRNA). The record is from RefSeq and is a predicted model, not a curated record. Bases 16 to 1263 code for a protein of 415 amino acids.